UGGUUCAUCUCGGUUUCCAUUCCGGUUUCCCAGUUCGUGUUUGUUGCCCGUGAAGGAUGCCUUCUGCCAACCCCAAACUAGAAAAACAGGCCUCUACGGAGACCGUGGAACCGUUACGCCAAGUGAUCGUCGUAAUCGAGCACAAGAUACGGAAUCUCGAGAAGCGUAAGGGCAAGCUCGAGUCGUAUAGAGAUUUGCAGAAGAAUGGAAGGGAAUUGAAUUCCGACCAGAAGAUAGCGGUGGCGAAAUAUGACGAGGUGCUCCAAACGUUGGACAAUACGCGGGACUUGUAUAAACAAAUCGUCACCAUUUCCAACGAUGCGGUUAAACAGCAGAAGAAAUUGGCACGGAGAGAGGCUCUUGAGCGAACGCAACAAGACAUUGCAAAAGUGAAGGAUGUGCUACUUGCUCAGCAUGUCUUGGCAAGCAUAAACACCGAGUCUGUUAGAGACGACUUCUUUAAUGGAAAGAAUGGGGCUGUACAACUGUCGGAGGAGGAAUUCAAGUACCUAGACAGUUUGUACAAUGAGAUGAUGAUAAAACAUCAGCGUGAGGAAGGUGAUCUGACAUUUGUUCAACAAGCACAAAAAGUAGCGGAGCAUUACGUUGCGAUUGUGGAUGGGAAGCAACGUGAGGUUUUCGGCACUACUUAUAAUAAAUUGAAGGAGAUAAUCGCAAAGAUCAAUCAAUGCGGCUAUUUCGAUCAAGUUCACGAAUGUUCGGAGGCAGCACCGAUAGAAGAGAUUACCGAAACUGUGGUGGAGACAAACAUUACUAGUGCGCAAGCGGCACAGGAACCGGUCAACGAGGAGUACAGCAACGGCAAUGACAGGCACAUUCCACCGGAAUCGAUGAUACCUAUUCCAAAUUUUCCAGUCCAAGUUGCUACGCUUCCCGUUGUUUCCGGGGCCGCUCCAGUCUCGGGGCCCAUACCGGUUGUCCCGCAACCCAUGCCGCCUCAUCCAGCCGCGCCAGUCGACGCUCCUUAUUACACGAACGCCACUAGCUUUGUUCCGCAACCGCAGCAGCCACAGCAGCAGCAGCAACAACAACAGCAGCAAGCUCAGCAAUCUCAACAGCAGCCUCCACCGACACCUCGUAUCAAUGACGUCAUAGGCACGCCCAACUUCUUUUUCUUGCAGGAAUCUGAACUUGAUCCACAGGAGUCGCAAGCACCUAUCGUAACACACAUUCCUCCCACAGUCAAUGCGCCCAUUCCCUCGCAAACCUUCACAAAUCAGAACUUUACAAAUGCGCCUGUGGGUGUACCUCAGCAGGUCAUAUAUCAACCGCCGCAGGAUAUAUCGCACAUUCCUGGUUUCGCGAAUCCUAAUCCACCGCCGCCUAUUCCGAUGCCGCCUUCUCAUCAGCAGCCGAAUAUGCAGUAUAGCCCGCAACACCCGACUAGUUUUCAGCCUCAACAGCCCCAGCAGCAACAGAAUGCUGCACAAUUACCGCAGCAAGGUCCAAUGCAAAACUUCAAUGAGCAAACGCAUCAGCAAGAAACUCAAACGGAGGAAAAGGUUGAAAAUGGUCAAAACGAAAUUUCUGACUCAUCUUUGGAACAGCAAAAUGAAUCUAUCGAUUGGUGUCAGAUGACCGAGACCAAUGAUUGGAAUCAGCCCGAUCAACAGCAACAAUCCGUUCAAGAUUGCCAGCAAGCGUCGCAACAAACCCAGCAACCUUGGGUGCCUGACCAACGUGGUGGAUAUAGAGGAAGGGGAGGCAGAAGAGGGACCGCUAAUAGCUAUAAUAGCAGAGGCAGGGGAAAUUAUCAGCAAAAUGGACGCACAGGACAAGGCACGUACUAUCGCAAUGAUAAUAACUAUCAAAACGGAUAUCAGCAGCGUGCUUGGGGUAAUAACGAAGGGAAUAACGGAUAUAAUAGCGGCUUCAAGCGAGGCAGUGGCGGAGGAUCAAGAGGUACGCGCAACGAUCGCGUUGGUCGCGGACAAUUUAGAGGACAAAGGGGAAGCAAUCGUGGUGGAUAUGCACCACGUGGCAAGCCCCACACGCAAUAAAGGAGAAAGAAGGAACGCUAUAGCUAGCGUAAAUGCACAGUAAAACACACUGUAAUGAUGCUCUGCGAUUACAAUUCAACUGUCUAUUUAUGAAAAAGCUUAAGUCGAAACAAUGCAUUUGCGAUAUGAGAUGGAACUUCAACGAGUAGGUACCGUGCAGUAUUGCAUGCUUAAAAAUAUUAUACACGAUAAUAACUUUGAUAUUAAAGAGAUUAAUUACGUGGAUUAAGUAAAAUGUUAGUUUUUUAAAUGCAGAUUUAACUGCAUUGGUUUUUUUUUUACCUAUCGCGUAUUCACAUAUGUAUUAGGUAUCUUUGAGAAGAUAAAGUUUAUUAGUAUAUGCAAAAUAUAAUGUUGCAUCUGAUGUGUGUCAUACAAAGUUAUGUGUGACAUGAAAGAAAAUUCGAAAAAUCUUGCGUUGGCAUUUGCGAGGACUUGCGGCUUAGGAUAUUUCUUAAAUAUGACAUUGAACAAAUGAAACUUUGCAUUUGAAUUUGGUGUUUGUAAUUAUGAGGAGAAAAUUAAAGUUAAUAAAAAAAGAUGCAGAGGUAACAUUGUGAUAUAUGAAGAAAAAUCACUAAAUUAAGAAGUGUGAACCUACCGUGCAAGUAUUAUUGUAUUAUGACAGAAGGCAGGUUUCACAGGGCAACAACAGCUGAUUAACAAAGAUUAGAAAAAUAAUUUUAUUAUAAAAAAAAUACAAAAAAAUGAGAACUCAUACAAACAUUUCAUGUAAAGACUACACAAGAACGUAUUUAAAAAUAACGUUAAGAUGAUUAUAAGUAUAUAAUAGGCGAUCUGCACGACCAUCUCUUUGUCUUGCGCAUCAUUUAAAAAGGAAUUUUCUAAGAUUCCAGAAAGAAGAGGAUAUGAGCCAUGCCUUCUAAACUGCUAAGGAUAUUUUUGUCUGAAUUUGAGACGUAAACGUGAAUCAAAAUUAAUUGAGUAAACAGUAAUUUGCGAGCUGUAAGUGAUUCACGAUAUAUAAAAAUCUAUAAAAGGCGUUUUUUUUUUUUUCAUAUGAAGGAUAUGUCGUGAACAUGUGCGCUUCAAAUUGCUAUCGCUCCUUCUCCUAUUUUUUCUGGAUGAUUCCAAAAUUCUUCAUGAUCGCGCCCACAUAGCCACGGGCUAAGCGAAAGAGAUUGCGGUGCAAUGUCUUCGUUUACGAUGUAAUGCAUUACCUGAUUUUUUUUUGUAUUACGAAAAGGGAAGAAACAUAUGAUUAUUUUUAAAACGGAAAAAGCGAUUAGUGUGCGAGGCUUUAGCGUAUAAGUCGAGUUUAUUGUACAAUUAUUAACUAGAUCCAGGGGAAGAAGGAGAGAGAGAGAAAAAAAGAUGAUAUGUUUCUUAUACUGCGCCGCCAAUAAGCCACGCACCACACUGAAAAGUACUGUUUAUUGUAUUUCGUUUGUACAUUUGUGUUUAAUCACUAUCCACCCCCAACCUCCCCUAUCUCGAUUACGUUAAACUAUCCUAUGAAUACCUGUGUAUCUUCCAAAUAAAGAUCUAAUUCAGCCACA
Messenger RNA from Temnothorax curvispinosus, 3541 nucleotides. It is a transcript of the gene Capr, whose product is annotated as caprin homolog. The transcript has 6 exons. Gene Ontology annotation, cellular component: cytoplasm. Gene Ontology annotation, molecular function: RNA binding. The record is from RefSeq and is a predicted model, not a curated record. Bases 57 to 2021 code for a protein of 654 amino acids. Lineage: Eukaryota; Metazoa; Arthropoda; Insecta; Hymenoptera; Formicidae.